This is a messenger RNA of Amyelois transitella, 1884 nucleotides long. RefSeq lists its product as uncharacterized. The coding region runs from base 1 to 1884 and encodes 627 amino acids. The record is from RefSeq and is a predicted model, not a curated record. The transcript is spliced from 5 exons. Gene Ontology annotation, molecular function: nucleic acid binding; serine-type endopeptidase inhibitor activity; methyltransferase activity. Gene Ontology annotation, biological process: methylation. Lineage: Eukaryota; Metazoa; Arthropoda; Insecta; Lepidoptera; Pyralidae.
AUGCGUGGAGGUGGUCGCGUCAAACCACCCAGUGGGCUUUUCCCGCAUCUACUUUGCCUUUGUGCACAUAUCGCGAUAGCCGCAUCUUCCGAUUACGGCAUACCUAUCGAAAUAAAACUUUGGGAUACUGGACGUACUCCCAUCGCUCACAUGGUGGACGUCACUAACGGCUUUGGAUUAAAAGUGCUAGCAGAACAUAACUUUUUGAAUGAGAACAACAUUGCCUUCUCGCCUUAUGGAUUAAUGGGUAUUCUGGUAGCGCUGUUUGAGGGGGUCGAUGGGGAGUCCUCGUACCAGAUUCAACGUGGGAUGCAGCUGCCUUGGAAUCGAAAUGUAAUGAGGAUAGGCUUUAGGGAUAUACACCGCACUUUAAAAACAUAUUUUGUACCAGAAGAAGGGUUCCUAGCAGGAUUAGCUCUAAAUAAUGAGAACGUCACAUUUAAUGAUGGCUACAAAAAAAUACUAAGGUUUUACGGUUUCGAUCUUGAGGGCGAACAACUACCUACAUUUCCGCCGGGAACCAACAGUACCAAUGAAACUUCUACCACAUCUGCUACAACAACCGUUGCGCCGACUGCGAUGAAUACAGAAACUGCUUCUACAGCUGCUCCAACUACAGUCUCACCUUCACGCGAAGAAAUAACUUCAACACCAUCGAGGGAAGAAACAACUACGAACCCAAAUGCAGAAACGAUAAAUGACGUUGAUGUCCGAAUUCCUGACGCUACAACCGUCAGUGCAGCUGCAUCAAAUGCUGAAACUACCCCCGCUACAAACACUGCAGAUCUAACAACUGCACAAGUCACUACUACAGAGUCUACAAUAUUGACUACAACUACCAAUGAAAAUGUACAAUCAACUGCUGAAGUUUCAACAAUAACAACUACCGGUGCUGAAUCAACACUUCCACAAACGGUAUCCACUAUGUCACUAACAGAUGAGCCUACAUCGAACAACGAAGUAGAUACAAUGACUACUCGUGAAACGAGUAUGCCCGAAACCACUAAUACAGAUUCUAUAACUACACAGUCUUCAACUACAAGUGAGACAAUGCAAACAGAAAGUGUAAUGACAACAAUCGCUACUGAAUCAACCACUGAUGGAAUGCCUACUACUGAGACCGCCACUACCACGGAUUCAACAACCACUGAAUCUACUAUAGAAAAUCUUGAACGACGUAAAAGAUCCAUAGUUGACUUCAUAUUUACAAAUCCGCCAUAUGUUGAUGACUACCUAGUAUACAAGUCAUAUGAUGUCGAUGCAGAGUUGCCACCAAUUAAUUUUGAUGACCAGAAUAUGUUCCUUGCCAAUGGUCUCAAGAGUGUUCAGGUGACAUACAUGCAUUACGACACUAUAUUAGAGCACGCCUACCUUCCUCACUUGGAAGCGUCUGCCCUUCGACUUCCUCUCGACAGCGAUAGAUACUAUCUCCUAGUGGUUUUGCCAUCCAGAGGCGGUGUGGCGGAGCUGGGGCGGCUUCUCUCCAGAAUGGCCCGCGAGUCCGACCUCUCAGACGUCUAUGAAGCCUUAAGGCCGAGACGAGUUCGUGCCAUAGUCCCCAGCUUUACUGUUAAAGGGCAUGUGACUCUUACCACGGAUUUACAAAAGCUGGGCAUUCGAGAUGUGUUCGAGCCUCGCCAACGAGACUUCACUCCAAUGACCCACCAGGCGGGAGUUUACGUGCGGAGUAUAGAGCAAGCAGUCUCCGUCGCCAUCCGCAAGUAUAGGCCGGACGACCAGAAGAAAAACCGGUACGUGAACAACCGGCAGCCGGUCCGGUUCCUGGCGACGUACCCGUUCCUGUACUUCGUGAUGGACAGCAGCAUCCACGUGGCACUGAUGGCCGGCAAGAUGGUGGACCCGCUCAAUAACAGAAUAUUAUAG